CUUUGCAGAUCUUUCUCUUCACUUGCCACAACAAUUGAUGUUUGCCCUGCCACCAGCUUCCUGUAAGUUGACUGACUUCAUGAGAAGAAGCAGUAACAAUUAACGCACAAAAUAUUUCUCCUACCAUCAUUGGCUCUCCUGCAUUAGUUGGUGGACACUGCAUUUUCUCCAGCAAAUUCCCAACGUUUGUUCAUGAAUGGAUGCCGAAAUAAUGUCACCAAAAUCGUAUACUGUGGAAGCAUAAUUGGUGGGUCAAAAUCACAUUUCCCAAAGUCAACACAAAGUGGCAUCCUCCUUUCCACGGGUCAACGAGCCACGCCACCGUGACAUCCACGUCAAAGCCAAAAAGGCUUAAAAGGUGCACCCAUAAUAUACCCAUCAUUCUUCCUCUGCCCUGCACAUGCGUUCUCCCCUGAAACCACCUGUUUCCUAACCCAAGCCCGUUUAAACCCAGAAACGCACCGCCGAGUUUAAUCACCCGAUUGGUGAUGUGCACGUGGGACCCAUUCACCCGGCGUCGUCGAGUCUUUUAAGAAGUGGAUGGAAAGGUGACGGCGACUCCUUGCCUCCGCUUGACACCGGCUUUGAUUCGUUCGCUUCUUUUGGCUUUCGGUUUGGAUUCCACUGUGAACACUGUGACUUGCGGCUGCUAUUCGUCCUUUCGCUGCUUUCCCGAUGUGCCCCCGUGUUGCUGCCACCAUGGAGGCUGCGCUCCCCGCCGACGAUGGUGACGAGCUCCCCCGCUGUCGCCACCUCCUCGCCUCCCUUUCCGCCGCCGCUUCCGCCGCCCAGUCGUUCCGCGGCCUCUGGUCCUCCGUCGCCGCCGCAGUCUCCCGCCUGUCCGCGGCCCUCGACGGCCUCGCCGCCCACCCCCCUAACCCCCUCGCCUCGGACCUUCUUCGCUCCCUCGCCCUGACACUCGCCCCAGCCCUCGCCCUCGCCAUCCGCUGCCGUUCCCCUGACCCUCCCGCCGCUAGGCUCCGCACCCAGAGCGAUAUCGCGGCCGCUUCCGCCGCCCUCCACCAGCUAGCCGCCGACGCCGACGUCCUGCUCGGCUCUGGCGCCCUCCUCGACCCGCCGUCGCCGCCGCUGGAGGCAGCGGGUGGGAGCUCCCCCCUCGAGUCCGUCCGGGCGGAGGCCAGAAGCCUCGUGACCCGCCUCCAGAUCGGGAGUUCCGCUUCGAGGAUCGCUGCCUUGGAUUCUCUGCUCGACCUGCUUCGCGAGGACGACAAGAACGUCGUAGUCGCCGCCGCCAGCGGGUUGGUGCCGGCGCUGGUCCGUCUCCUCGACUCCGCCGCUGGCUCCGCCUCCUGCCACGAGACGAGGGAGAAAGCCGCGGCGGCGAUCGCGAGGAUCUCGGCCGUGCAGAGCUGCCGCCAUCUCCUGCUGGCGGAAGGCCCGCCCCUCCUCAAUCACCUCUCCCGCGUCCUGGAGUCCGAGGGAGGCGCCGCAAAGGAGAAGGCCUGCGUAGCCCUCCAAACCCUAACGCUAACCUGGGAAAACGCGGUCAUCAUCGGGUCCCGCGGCGGGAUCGCUGCCCUCCUUGGGAUCUGCCGCUCAGGAACGCCCUCCGCCCAGGCCACCGCAGCCGCAGUGCUGAAGAACCUCGCAAUGGUUCAAGAACUCCGGCAGAACUUCAUGGAAGAGAACGGUGUCCCCGUCCUCAUUAGGGUUUUGGCCUUCGGGACCCCUCUUGCCCAAGCGAACGCUGUCGGUUGCCUCUGUAAUCUAUCAGCCGGCGAAGAAUCGCAGAGCAUAAAGCUAUCUAUCUUCAAAGAAGGCGCUUUGGAAUGCCUAAAGAACCACUGGGAAGCAAGCGGCAGCGGAGAUGGUCAAAACCUCGAGGCUGCAAUCGGCUUACUAGGAAAUCUGGCAUCUUUUAGGUACAUUGCUGAGAUCGUUGCCACCGCUGGUUUGCUUCCUCGUGUCAUCUCUGCACUGGAGAACAGCCAGCCAGGAACAAGAACAGAGGCAGCCAAGGCAGUCGCUGAAUUGGGUUCGGUCAUAGGGAGGACGAGGAAGGAAUUCGGGGAUGCGGUGCCUCUACUGGUUCGCAUGUUGGAAGCCAAAACUGGGGAGGAGAAGGAAGCUGCCGCGAGGGCUUUGGCUUCUCUGAUGUCAUUCCCGGAGUACCAAAGAUUAUUGAGGAAGGAGGAGAAGGGGAUUGUUAAUGUGGUUCAGCUCCUUGAUCCUUUAGUUCGUGAUUUGGAUAAGAGGUAUGCGAUAUCGGUAUUGGCACUGAUUUCGCAGUCGAGCAAAUGCAGGAAGCAGAUGGUGGCUGCAGGAGCUUGCGGGUACCUUCGGAGACUAGUGGGGAUGGAGGUGGAUGGUGCAAAGAAGCUUCUUGAGAACUUGGGAAGGGGAAAGAUACUGGGAGUGUUUCCAAGAACAUGAGCUCACAGAGCCAGCAAGAAGGAUUCUAAGUUUGAAGGGUGCUGCUCCCUGAUCUAACAUGCAUUUUACGCACAUAGUUUGCGUAGUUUGUGAUUACUUGCUGCAUCACCAACAGGAUCUUCGUAGGAAAGACCUUGUGUUCCAUACUCUUUUUAGGUCAAGUAACGUUGCCAAGUGAAUCUUUGCGUCGAAGAAGUCCUUUCGGAGGGAAUCUACUGUUGUUAGCCCUUUUUCUUUUUUACGUUUUAUUGAAGAAAGACAUUGGAUAGCUUGUCUAACCUUUCCACCAACCACAAUAUACAAGGCAUCAUGGAGCCUUUGGUUCUA
Messenger RNA from Musa acuminata AAA Group (dessert banana), 2721 nucleotides. RefSeq names its product vacuolar protein 8-like. The record is from RefSeq and is a predicted model, not a curated record. Bases 676 to 2394 code for a protein of 572 amino acids. The transcript has 2 exons. Gene Ontology annotation, molecular function: protein binding. NCBI's taxonomy places the organism in Eukaryota, Viridiplantae, Streptophyta, Magnoliopsida, Zingiberales, Musaceae.